This is a messenger RNA of Limulus polyphemus (Atlantic horseshoe crab), 735 nucleotides long. Its product is annotated as achaete-scute homolog 1-like. The transcript has a single exon. Gene Ontology annotation, biological process: regulation of transcription by RNA polymerase II; developmental process. Gene Ontology annotation, molecular function: protein dimerization activity; RNA polymerase II transcription regulatory region sequence-specific DNA binding; DNA-binding transcription factor activity, RNA polymerase II-specific. The coding region runs from base 1 to 735 and encodes 244 amino acids. The record is from RefSeq and is a predicted model, not a curated record. Lineage: Eukaryota; Metazoa; Arthropoda; Merostomata; Xiphosura; Limulidae.
AUGGAUUCUUUUACCGUUUUUGCUGGAAAUCCACAAAAAAUGGAAACUGCCACAUGCGUCUUGGUAACCACAAGUCCUAUUCCCUCAGGACUGAAUUUUUCUGCUGCCUCCACAGCUCAACAGUCCGGGACUAGGAUUGCCAUCAAGAGAAACAAGACUAACUCGAUGGUCAGUGGGGGGGCAACGCAAGAGCUACUACGGUGUAAGCGGCGUAUUCAGUUAUCUCAGCUGGGUUGUUCAUCGCCACAGGCUCGGCCAGCCACCGUGUCUAGGAGAAACGAAAGAGAGCGAAACCGUGUGAAGUUAGUAAAUUUGGGUUUCGAUACACUUAAACAGCACGUUCCAAACGGUACCAAGAACAAGAAAAUGAGCAAGGUUGAGACGCUACGCGCAGCCGUACUAUACAUCAAGCAGCUUCAGGAGCUUCUCACCGAACAGGAAAACACGAAUUCUGUGUUAGGAGAAAACAUCUUGACAUACAACAUGCAAAAGAACCAGAACUGCUACCCUGAAUCGGUUUCAGCAUCAAACAGUAAAGACUCUGUUCACAAUACGGUUAUGCCACCAUAUACAAGCUCACAAACCGAGACACAACCACCAAGCUCACCUACUUCAAGCCUUGGUUCAGAUGCUGCUUCCCCGCAGCAAAGCCUUGGUUACGACGAAUCCUCUCCACGUGACAUUCUUAAUCCUGAAGACGAAGAUCUUCUGGAUUUCACUUCCUGGUUUUCUUAA